Molecule: messenger RNA, 600 nt
Organism: Ylistrum balloti
Lineage: Eukaryota; Metazoa; Mollusca; Bivalvia; Pectinida; Pectinidae
Product: lithostathine-1-beta-like
Exons: 5
Coding region: 1-600 (199 amino acids)
Source: RefSeq, a predicted model, not a curated record
AUGCCGCUGUAUUAUGUAGCUCUACAGUUGCUAGUAUGGAAGAUGUCUUACGCUACAGAUGCAGGUGACCCUGACGAUAAAGAUAAUUGUGCAGCUACAAAUGAGAAUCUAGAAUGGAAAUCAAGGAAAUGCAAAAACCAGGAUGUUCUGUGUCAGCUGAAACUAGUCUUGUGGAAAUGUCCUAGAGGUUGGGUUCGAAACAAAAGUAGACGAGAAUGCUAUUUUUACGAUGACAAUGGAGCUCCAAAGACACAGGCUGAUGCUGUAGCUCACUGUUACGACGUUAAUGGAGAAAUAUUGAUGCCCAAAACAAAAGUGGAAAAUGCCUUCCUAGUAUCCAGCAUUGUAUUAAAUUUUGAGGCAUGGAUUGGCCUUACAGACUCUGUCUAUGAGACCUUCUGGCAGUGGAAUGAUGGGCACAUUAUGGCAGAAAACUUCUGGUCAACAGGACAACCUGACAACAUUAGAGAUUCCUCAUUCACUGGUCAGGACUGUGCGGUCAUCACAGCCAAUAACUUAAGUGGUUACUGGAAAGACGAGGAAUGUCAGGACAGGAAACGCGUCAUAUGUCAAUGUACUCUCCCGACACCUAGUAAGUGA